Molecule: messenger RNA, 3376 nt
Organism: Chiloscyllium plagiosum (whitespotted bambooshark)
Lineage: Eukaryota; Metazoa; Chordata; Chondrichthyes; Orectolobiformes; Hemiscylliidae
Gene: colec11
Product: collectin sub-family member 11
Biological process (GO): ossification
Molecular function (GO): growth factor activity
Source: RefSeq, a predicted model, not a curated record
AUUACAAAAAGCACUUUCACGUGCUGUGGAAAGAGUUUGGUAUUGAAGCCAAAAUGCUCUUGUUUGAUAUUUUUCUUUUUUGAAAAGAAAAAGGCAAAUUGAACAAUUUUUUUUUCCUGUGCGACCCACCGCGUUGGAUUUUCCCAUAGACUCCUUUUACAGCUGCAAGCAUCCCAGCUGACAUUUGUCAAACAGGAUGUUUUUUUAUAGGUCAUGCUUACAAUUUUGGUCUUUGAUUUGCUGAGCUGAUUCCUUGGGCAGGCUAUAUUAACGAGUCAACCUAAAAAACUGUCAAACAUUGGUAAACAAGAACAGCAAUAAAAUUCAUCUGUGGAAUGGGAGAGCAUGCUCAGGAUGAUUCCUUUCUCAGUGUUCUGUCUUCCAUCAUAAGGAGUCAAUGAACUUUUUGUGAACAUUAUGAACAGUGGACUGUUUUCACUUGUGUUCCGAAUUGGCCUGCUGUUCCUGUCCUUGCUCAGAUCUGGAGAAUCUCAACAUAUAGCAGAUGAAUCAUGCUCAGUACAGAUCCUAGUCCCUGGCCUGAAAGGUGAACCUGGGGAAAAGGGGGAGAAAGGAGAGCCUGGAAGGCUAGGAAAAGUUGGCCCAGUUGGACAACCAGGCCCUGCUGGUGAAAAAGGCCAUAAAGGUGCAAUGGGUCACCCUGGCAAAAUAGGCCCAGCUGGGUUAAAAGGAAACAAAGGAGAUACUGGUGAUCUAGGACCAAAAGGGGAAAAUGGAGAUCCAGGUUUACCCUGUGAGUGUGGCCCCCUGAGAAAGGUAAUUGGAGAAAUGGACAUUCUUGUGACACAAUUAACAAAUGAACUCAAUUUCAUUAAAAAUGCACUGCCCUCCCCUGCAGCUGUUGCUGGAGUACGAGAGGUAGAGAAUAAGAUUUACCUACUGGUGAAGGAGGAGAAGAGGUACACAGAUGCCCAUGAGUAUUGCCAUGACCGAGGAGGACUACUUAUAAUGCCAAAAGAUGAAGCAACCAAUAGUCUCAUUGCUUCUUACAUCAGCGAAGCAGGUCUCAGCAGGGUAUUCAUUGGUGUUAAUGAUCUGGAGGAGGAAGGCCAGUUUGUCUUUACAGAUGGGUCACCCCUGCAGACCUUCAACAAGUGGCGUACCGGAGAGCCGAAUAAUGCCUACGAUGAAGAAGACUGUGCGGAGAUGGUAUCUUCUGGGGGCUGGAAUGAUGUUGCCUGUCAUAUUACAAUGUACUUUGUCUGUGAAUUUGAUAAAGAUGCUCCUUAAUUCAGUCAGGUCCUGAUGUUGUAGCAUUAUAUUAUUCCACAUUGACAAUGGAGAAAUCAGUAUUAGUUUUAAAAGCUAUGAUACCUCAAUGGGGGAAUGAUUAAAACCACCAGAGUAUUUGUUUUAUAAGACUCAUUUUCACUCACCUUCUUAGAUGUAUGAUACAAGUACUGUAGGAUAAUAUAUUGAGUUUUAGCAGAACCAUUUUCUUGUGCUUUAUAGUUUCCGUGAACAAGGCAAGAGGUAAUUUGACAUUGGAUGGCAGCUUAAAGAGAGAAGAUCAAUGAAGUCAAUGAGAAUGAAAAUUUCAGAGCUUUGUGUAAUAGAUGACUAAUCUUACAUUGUCUAUUUUACACUGUCACAAACAAAAUUACCAGCCCAAACCCUCUCAUUUGUUACUUAAGUUUCUCUUUCCUCAUUUGCUAUUGGUUGGGUCUUUCAAUUUAUUUUUCAAAGCUGUAAAUGGCAAGCUAUUCCUUGCUGUUUUUGGCUAAACAAUUCACUGCCUGUUCAAAAUGAACAUUAAAGUGAGCUCUAUUAUAAUUCCUUUUCUUGCCAUUCUGCGCAAGAUAUGAGUGGUUAGAAUUGCUAUCCUCAUUUUCUACUUAUUUUAAAGUAUUCCGAUCAUAGAAUUUUAUACAAUAGAAUUUCAGAGAUACCAGGGAGCACAAGAGGUGAAUUACCUGUAUCUAUGACUGUGCCAGCAUCAUAUCUGCAGGCCUAUCAACUGCUGUGUGACAAUGACUGAGGACCUUAGUUCACUAUCUGUUGUCAGGAAACUUCUGCCCAUUGGGAUUGUACUGCUGCAGUAGUAUAAUCAGGGAAGCUCAAGAGGCCAAAAUUAGAAGAGAACAGAUACCUUAGAAGGUUGUGGAGGAGAUUACAGAGAGAGAGCAAAGGGUUAGAUCAUGAAAGAGUUUGACAAUGAUGGGAAUUUUACAACUGGGGCAGUUUUUAACAAUGCAGAGUUCAUGGCUCAACAUGGUAGUGGAAUUUUGGAUGAUUUCACAUUUAAAGAGGGUAUCAUGUGGGAAUGUUGGCCAGAACUGGUUUGGAAUGGUCAGAUUUAGAGAUAACUAAGGCAUGUGAAUGAUGGUUCAGCAGUAGAUCUAAAUAGGCUGAACUUGGAAAUAUUAUUGAGUUGGAAGUAGGUGAUCCCAAUGAUUAAGAGGCAUAUGUUUGUAAGCUUAACUCAGGGUCAAAUAUGAAAACCCAGUUGCAAACAGACAGUUGCCACGGAAAAAGUUGGAGUCAGUCGCAAGUGAACAGAGAUUGUGGUGAGGGCCAAAGGUAUUGGUUUAAGUUCCCUUAAUAUUUAGCAGUCUCCAAUUAUUUCCAAUAUGUAUUCUUGGUGCAUAGCACCCUCAUCAAAUAGCUGCUUUCACUUUUUCCCGUCUGUACACUGUGACUGAGCACUAUUAUCUCCUCAAGCUUAAUAUUUGUAUUCUCUGGUGUGUGUAUUAAUGCUUCCGUCAAUUGAUGAGUGAUAUAGGCACUAGUUUGGUCAAGGUCUCUGACACUUCUGGUGGGCUCCUCUUCCAGGUCUAGAACAUAGAGGUUUUAAUGGCGGCUCCAGAGACAGCUUCAAACAGAGGUUAGUAUUUCUCUGGUUAAGGUUAUAUUGAUGAUUGGGAAGGAUAAUAACACAUGGCAAGGGCAGAAUGGUACUAACCCUGUGCUUGGCAGGAGACCUGUGAUUUCAACAUCUCUAUUCUUUCAAUGCACAUAUAGACAAAAAUAUCCAGGGCAGCCAAGAUAAGUGUAAUCUUUUCUAAGACCUCCUCUGGUUUGAAUUUGUUAUUAUAUACUAUCUUAUUAUACCUUCUGAACUGUGAGAUGUAUUUGGUUACCACAUGUUCACUGUUUAUUUCUGUGAUUCUGUAUAAACAAAAUAUCUUACUGAUUUUCAAGUUUCAUUAACAUUGACUUACUUUAUAGAUCCAUUAUCCCUUUGAUGUAGUUUCUGGCAACACUGUAAAAGAUGUUGACAAACCUAGCAUCUCUGUACAGCUCUGUACUCAAUAUAUUGCUGACAUUGUGUAAUUUGGUUUCAACUGUGAUCAGUUCUACUGAUGUUGCCAUUUUCUGGUACAAGUGAUAUUAAAUAUUUAGUGUUGUAAUAGGA